Molecule: messenger RNA, 703 nt
Organism: Manduca sexta (tobacco hornworm)
Lineage: Eukaryota; Metazoa; Arthropoda; Insecta; Lepidoptera; Sphingidae
Product: odorant receptor Or2
Exons: 4
Coding region: 114-488 (124 amino acids)
Biological process (GO): detection of chemical stimulus involved in sensory perception of smell; sensory perception of smell
Cellular component (GO): plasma membrane
Molecular function (GO): odorant binding; olfactory receptor activity
Source: RefSeq, a predicted model, not a curated record
UAUGCUAGUUCAAAGAAGUUUUACUUAGAUUAUUUAACUUUUCUAUUUAUUUCUAUUUUACUUAACGUAUUUUCAGGUAUCAAAAAACAUUCAACUGCCUCAUUUCAUCUGUUAUGUUUGUAUAUUUGGUCGUUAUAUCUGUAAACCUUGGAGUGUGUAUUAAACAAAUUGCAGAGAUUGAAGACGACCUGCCGACACUUGUGUCCAGCUGCGUGUUUCUGAUGGCCUGUUUAAUUCAGCUCUUGCUUUUCUAUUGGCACAGCAACGAGGUUACGAUCGAGAGCGACCUGGUGUCCUACAGCACCUUCCAAAGCAAUUGGGCGCAAUCGAACAAGAACAUACAGAAGGAAGUAGCACUCCUCGCCCUGACCACUAGAAAGAAACUCGUGUUCAGAGCAGGACCCUUCAACGUGAUGUCUCUCUCCACGUUUGUUUCCAUAUUACGAGCCAGCUAUAGUUUCUACACAUUAUUAAAAGGAACAAAUUAACUUCAACAUCGCGCAUUCAUUUUAUGUAUCUAUGGAUUAUUGCAAUUUGUAACCCAAUCUUAGUAUAUUGCUAUAGAAAAAAGGUCAUACAUGACUAUUUUAUUAUUAAGGAAAAUGGCACCUUUCAGCGCAACCGUAAGCUGAUAUCAAUUACAUAGAUGACACACUAGGUAUUUUAUGUUUUAUUUUCAAAGAAAUAUACAUUAUACUUCAAA